AUGACGGAACGAUUGGAGCAACGUUACUGCAUCAAAUUUUGCCAGAAACUGGGCGAUAGCCAGGUGGAAACGAUUCGAAAGAUUCGGUCGGCUUUCGGUGACGAUACUAUGGGCAUCACACAGAUCAAGGAGUGGUUCAAUCGGUUUAAAAACGGUCGCACAUCGGCGGAGAGCGAGCCACGCUCUGGUCGGCCUGUGGUGAUACGGGACCGUCGUGUGACUAACCGAGAAAUUGCAGAAGAGGUAGAUAUCAAUACUUUUGCGGCUCACUCCGAUGUGACCGAAGAUUUGGCCAUGAAGAGAGUGGCGGCUAAAUUUGUGCCGAAGCUGCUGACGGCAGAGCAAAAGGAACGUCGUGUUGAAGUCUCACAGGACAUGCUGGACUCCAUAAACAGUGAUCCUGACUUCAUGAACACCAUUAUCACUGUUGAUGAGUCCUGGGUGUACGGGUACGACCCGGAAACCAAAAUGCAGUCGUCACAGUGGAAGCAUUCCACACUGCUUGACAGCAACUGA
This is a messenger RNA of Anastrepha obliqua, 516 nucleotides long. RefSeq names its product histone-lysine N-methyltransferase SETMAR-like. The transcript has a single exon. Gene Ontology annotation, molecular function: nucleic acid binding. The record is from RefSeq and is a predicted model, not a curated record. NCBI's taxonomy places the organism in Eukaryota, Metazoa, Arthropoda, Insecta, Diptera, Tephritidae. Bases 1 to 516 code for a protein of 171 amino acids.